CAAAACUGUUCUUUUUAUAGGCAAUCUGGAAUCCAAUGUGAAAACGAUGAAGAUGGUGUGGUGAUGGGAAAGGGUCUUUUACAUGCUUAAAGAAAGGAUAGUUCCGGCUCUCCUAGUUACCAACUAAAUCUGGGCUGGUUCACAGCAAUUACUUGGCCUGUAAAUUAGCUAGUAAAAACGAUGAUCACUAAGCAAAUUCUGUUGACUUAUUUGUACUUGCUCAUUUACAUAUGUCUAUCAUCAGGCGUUAUUUUGUACAACAAGUGGGUUCUUUCUCCAAAGCAUUUCAAAUUCCCUUUUCCGAUAACACUAACAAUGAUUCAUAUGGGUUUUUCUGCUUUUGUUGCUGUUAUUCUUGUUCGUGUUUUUAAGAUUGUUGCACCUGUCAAGAUGACAUUUCAAAUAUAUGCAACAUGUGUGAUACCUAUUAGCGCUUUCUUUGCGUCCAGUCUUUGGUUUGGUAACACUGCAUAUCUGCAUAUUUCGGUUGCAUUUAUUCAAAUGCUCAAGGCCUUGAUGCCUGUAGCAACUUUUCUUGUUGCUGUUGUUUGUGGCACUGACAAGUUGAGGUGUGAUUUAUUCUUGAAUAUGUUGCUGGUCAGUGUUGGGGUUGUAGUUUCAUCAUAUGGAGAAAUUCAUUUUAAUGCGAUAGGGACAGUUUACCAGGUUACUGGAAUAUUUGCAGAAGCUCUCAGGUUGGUUUUAACUCAGGUCCUCCUUCAGAAGAAGGGUUUGACUUUAAAUCCCAUUACCAGCCUUUACUACAUAGCACCCUGCAGCUUUGUAUUUUUGUUUGUUCCCUGGUACUUACUGGAGAAACCAGAAAUGGACAUCUCACAGAUUCAAUUCAAUUUCGGGAUAUUUUUCACGAAUGCUCUUUGUGCAUUAGCUUUGAAUUUCUCCAUAUUUUUAGUAAUUGGUAGAACUGGAGCUGUGACUAUCCGAGUAGCUGGAGUUCUGAAAGAUUGGAUACUGAUUGCCCUUUCAACCAUAGUUUUUCCUGAAUCUACUAUCACCGGUCUGAAUAUUAUUGGCUAUGCAAUAGCUCUUUUGGGGGUUGUGAUUUAUAACUAUUUGAAGGUGAAAGAUGUUCGAGCAUCUAGUCAAAUUUCUAUGGAAAGCAUUCCUGAAAGAGCAACUAAGGAUUGGAAGCUGGAUAAGAAGUCGUCAGAUAUAUACAGAGAGGAUGAUAAAAUCAAUAACAUCGGUGGCGAUAGAAACACCAUGGGACCUUUAUCCGCUUUGGAAACGGCUGUGGAUGAGGAAGCACCGCUGUUGCCUGGACCUAGAGUAUUGUCUUACAUUGGGAGAAGCCUACUCGGCAACCAUUCUGCCUAAGUCCAAUCCAAUCUUAUAUUUUUAUUUAUAUGGUUGAUAUCUUUUGCAUUCUUUUAGUUCUCUUGAUGCUCAGGAAGCCUUCAUUUUCUCGUUAAAAAUUCUUUUUUUUUUCUUGGAUAGAGAGAGAGAUAGAGAGUCCAUGUAAUGUAACAUUUUUCAUAAAGUGCUAUUAUGUUCAGCAUACACAAUGUACUAGUUUUUUUUUUUAUGUCUUCCUACUAAGAAUAAUUAAAAUUACUAAAAAAUAAUAGCUAAGGUUGCAU
Dendrobium catenatum is the source of this 1601-nucleotide messenger RNA. RefSeq names its product probable sugar phosphate/phosphate translocator At3g17430. Gene Ontology annotation, cellular component: Golgi apparatus; trans-Golgi network; endosome. The record is from RefSeq and is a predicted model, not a curated record. The transcript has 9 exons. Bases 181 to 1338 code for a protein of 385 amino acids. NCBI's taxonomy places the organism in Eukaryota, Viridiplantae, Streptophyta, Magnoliopsida, Asparagales, Orchidaceae. Gene Ontology annotation, molecular function: antiporter activity.